Aspergillus caelatus is the source of this 1821-nucleotide messenger RNA. RefSeq names its product major facilitator superfamily domain-containing protein. Gene Ontology annotation, molecular function: transmembrane transporter activity. The transcript is spliced from 3 exons. NCBI's taxonomy places the organism in Eukaryota, Fungi, Ascomycota, Eurotiomycetes, Eurotiales, Aspergillaceae. Gene Ontology annotation, biological process: transmembrane transport. Bases 1 to 1821 code for a protein of 606 amino acids. The record is from RefSeq and is a predicted model, not a curated record.
AUGGCGGGCCCCAAUAUUGUGCGAGGCCGGAACGAUAUGCAGUUGGCCCAGAGUAUUGUCGGUGCGGAUUUUAAAGACCUCAAGUACGAGGUCAGUGUGCCAUCGGCGAACAACAGCCCCAAUCCCGAUGCGAUCAGUCUGGAAAGCCCACAGAAACAACCCUUUCGGAGACCGUCCGAGGAGGUCACCCAAGGCGCACAACUGGGUAUUCGAAAGGCUGAAGCAGCCGCAUUGGCCUGGAGUAAGAAGACUGCUUAUCUGACCUACGCUUUAGUCUGGCUCGGUUUCUUUAUGCUUGCCCUACAGUCCGCCGUCAGUACCAAUGUUAUCCACAACGCAUUCGCCCACUUCGAAGAAGCGCCCGCCGUGAGUACGUCCAGCAUCGUUGCGAGUGUCGUCAGCGGGGUAGUUAGACUUCCUGCUGCAAAGCUCCUGAAUAUCUGGGGGCGCCCAGAAGGCCUUUCGCUGUUCCUCGCCGUUUACCUCCUUGGGUUAAUCAUUCUGGCCGCUUGCAACAGCCCGAGCUCCUUUGCCGUCGGCUAUGUCUUGUACUGGGUUGGAUACGACGCCAUUUUCUUGAUCCUUGAUGUGUUCAUGGCUGAUACAUCUGGACUACGCAAUCGAGCCUUUGCAUUCGGCUUCGCCAGUACGCCUUUCAUCUGUACAGCCUUCACAGGCCCCAUCGCCGCUCAGUCUUUUGUCAAUCACUCAACAUGGCGCUGGGCUUAUGGAACCUUUGCCAUCGCGCAGGUGUUUGUUUUCCUUCCUCUGAUUGCCGUGUUCAAAUUCUACCAGCGCAAAGCCGAGAAGAUGUUCAUCUUUGUGCGGGAGCCGAGCGGUCGCACAUGGAAGCAGUCCGUCAUCUUUUGGCUGAAUGAAUUUGAUGUGGUCGGCACCCUCCUCCUCACCGCCGCCUUCCUGUUGGUCCUCCUCCCCUUCAGCUUGCAAUCCUACGGCCGAGCCGAGUAUAACAGUCCGACAUUCAUCGUCAUGGUCGUGGUCGGUGUCCUUCUCUUUUUCGUAUUCGCUGCCUGGGAACGAUACGGCACUGCAACGCCUUUCAUCCAGUACGCAUUGUUCAAGGACCGGAGCGUUCUCGGAGCCUGUGUCGUGGCGGCCAGCCUUUUCUUUAGUUACUAUGCGUGGGAGCUCUACUUCUAUAACUUCUGCAUGGUCGUCUACGGGCUCAGCGUUAGCAUGACGGGAUAUGUCGGACAGAUUUAUAAUGUUGGGUCAUGCUUUUGGUCGGCAGUGUUCGGAGUCGUGGUAUACGUCACGAAGCAGUUCAAAUAUAGUUGUUUAUGCUUCGGCCUCCCACUCGUCAUGCUGGGCGCCGGUCUGAUGAUUCAUUUCCGGUCAGCCGGUGGAAACAUUGGAUACAUCGUGAUGUGUCAGAUCUUCAUCGCGUUCGGUGGUGGAACACUUGUCAUCGGUCAAGACAUGGCCGUUAUGGCCGCUUCCGACCGUGAAGGCGUUCCAAUGAUGCUGUCGAUGAUUGGUCUGUUCUCCAGCUUAGGUGGUGCGAUCGGCAACGCGGCCUCGGCUGCCAUUUUCUCCAACACCUUCCCGUCUGCACUCCGGGAUGCUCUCCCUGCCGAGAGCAAGUCGCAAUACAUGGAUAUUUACCUCGGAGGUUACCUCAAACAACUCGAAUACCCUGUUGGGUCGGAGAUUCGAGACGCCGUCAACCAGGCCUACGGGGCUUACAUGAAAUAUGGGUGUAUUGCAGCCGUGGCGGUCAUGGCCGUCGGGCUUCCGGCCAUUGCCAUGUGGAGGAACUACAGGGUUGACAAGAAGCAGAACAAGGGGGCCAUGAUGUGA